AUGUUAGCCAUAGACUGUCUGGUUGGUGGUCUGCUGCUCGGUUCGCUCGGUGUGAACACGCUGGCACUUGGUGCGUUCUGGACGACGCCAAGUCUACGCACCACCGCCAACCGGUUCGUGAUCAACCUGCUGAUAGUGAAUCUCGUCUGCUGCUUCAUCCUCGGUCCGUCGCUGUUCCUGAAUGCGUUCACCGGUAAGACACCGCUGCCGACGCCACUGCCGGCAGCGGCGGCCGAGCUACCAUCGACAACGGCCGCACAAUACGAUACGGCCGGCGGCGAGUAUGGUACCAGCGCCGCGACGGUGGCACUGUUCCAGCGUGGCGAUGCGCCAGCUCCAACGAUAGCCCAACCAAAUCGGACCCGCAUCGUGCGGUGCCCCAAGAAUGGCACCAUGGGCAGCGUUGAGGAUGGUGGUGCCAGUAAUUGUGAUAGGACGGGAGAUGAGGGGGGAGGGACGCCGGUGGAAGAGGAGGAAGAAACGCCCUUCAUCCGGACGACUCCGGUACACCCGGGGCAGAACAAUGCGCUACAUCCCAACCUGACCCUCACGAAGAUCCGUUGCUGGGGGUUGGAUUUAGUGGUGGCGCUCGGAGCACUCUCGGUGCUUCUGGUGGUCGGUGACACCUGGUGUGCUAUCACCGACCCACUGCGCUAUCACUCUCGCAUCUCGGAGCUGAAGGCAUGGGCAUUCAUCAUCGCCAGCUGGGCGCUGGGGAUCGCGUUCGGUAUCGCGUCCGGGUUUCGCGGAGAUCAGAAGUACGUUACACUGUUCAAGAACCGGCUCACGGCGGAAGAGGUGGCCGCCAUCGAAUCUAGUCACUGGGCCCGCAACCAGACCGGUACGAACGGUGCGGCCAGUUUGCCCAACACCGACGGUUUCAUCAACCACCUGAACAUCUCGGAGGAUCUGUACAAUACGAUCUUCUCGUACGCGUACUUUGUGAUCGUCAUACUGAUCCCGUUCGCGCUCGUGUGCGCCAUGUACUGGCGCAUCUUCUCGGAAGCGCGAGAAAGUGGUCAGCGGAUGCGGCAGAACGGUUCGUCGCCGUUGUUACAGAGCGCACUCAAUCUGGUCUCGGCACAAAAGCAUGCCGCUGCCGAGAAGCAGCUGAUGCUCGAACAGGCACAACAACAGCCCCCGCAACAUCCGGCGAUACAGCCGAUGCCAAGCAUUCCGGAACGACCGGGCGAGAAGGCAGAUUGUGACGGUCUUACCAUGAAGAUCGACAAACAGAUCCACUACGAGGACGAAACGAUCACGAUCAGCAGUAUACCGCAUCACCAUCACCAUCAGCAGAGGGAUUCCUGCCUGAAGCCGCUGCUCCAACAGUCACCGGCUCCAACUCCGACGCACAAACCAACCCCAUCACACCAGCACGAUCCCUCACUAGAUCGGCCCGACCGAAGUCCACAGGUGGUUCAAAUCGCCACGCCAACUUCGGCAGCCGUGCCGGCCCAGCCGAGUGUGCUCAAGUCGCCACUGCGACACGAUCGCAACCACAACAGUAUUCUGAUGCAGCAGCUCCCGGCGGAGAGCAGUGCGAGCGGACCGAUCCCAACACAUCCGGGAUCGCCGGCACCGACGGGUCUGGGAAAGGUGCGCCGCAACCACAGCGCGGGUCGGUUGGUCAGCUUUAGCCAGGAGGAACCAUCCGAGAUCCCGAUCGGUGGACUGCGGCAGGUUCAUUCGACGCCCAACUUCCAGAAGUACAGUGCCGGGGAGUUCGAAAACCUCGGCACGCAUCACAUCCUGUCGCUACCAGCCGUACACGUGCCGCCAAAAGCGCUCAGUUACAUGACGUCCAUCCGACACCGGUUGUCGAAUGCGUCGUCGCUGUUCAAAUACCGGGAAGAGUCCCGGGCCGCCCGGAUAAGCAUCCUGGUGAUCAUCAUGUUCCUCGUGUCGUACCUACCGUACGGUAUUCUGGUGCUGAUGCAGGGUCACGUCGAUCUGAUCAUCGUGUCCGAUCAGGCACUGCUAGCGAUCUUCACCGUGGUGAUCGCGAACCUCAGCUCCCCGUUCAUCUUCGCCUAUCGCAACAAGCGGGUGCGACGCGGUGUUAAGCGGCUGCUCGGGAUCGACAAGAAGACGAACGAGCGGCUCCAGAAGCUGACCACCAGCAACACACACUUCAACAACCAUCCAGCCGUGCAGCAACAGCAGCAGCAACAGCAGCAUCUCGGUAACUACGGUGCAAACAUUACGAUGGCCAAUGCCGUCGGACCGGAGGAUGACGUGCCGGAGGUGGUAACCGGUGGUGGCAGUGGCCACAAAUCUUCGCACAAGGUGCGCAUCGCCGGUGCCGGCAGUGUCGGUGGCGGACUGACGCGCAGCAAUAGUUCGUGCAAGUAUCUCACGCCAAAUCACGCGGCGGCCGUGGCCGUGGCGAACGGGUACAUAGUCGAGUUCGAGCGGUAUCCCUCCGACGAGCUCAAUAGUCUCUGCAUACAGAAGAAAUCGAUACUGAAACGGGUCUGUGAUAGUUCGCGUAAGUGGGGCUGCAACUUCGCCACCAAUUCCUGCACCAGCAACGACGAGCAGACGGAGGUAUAG
Messenger RNA from Anopheles marshallii, 2556 nucleotides. RefSeq lists its product as uncharacterized. Bases 1 to 2556 code for a protein of 851 amino acids. Gene Ontology annotation, biological process: adenylate cyclase-activating adrenergic receptor signaling pathway. The record is from RefSeq and is a predicted model, not a curated record. The transcript has a single exon. Gene Ontology annotation, cellular component: membrane. Gene Ontology annotation, molecular function: dopamine neurotransmitter receptor activity, coupled via Gi/Go; G protein-coupled receptor activity. NCBI's taxonomy places the organism in Eukaryota, Metazoa, Arthropoda, Insecta, Diptera, Culicidae.